AUGUCACCCCGGCCCUUUAUCAGAAAUUUGACCUUCCAGUCCAACAACCUCGGCAAGGAGGUGAGGAUCAUGCUCGCUUGGGAACCCAACCUGGAAGGCCUCUACGACGACGUCUUCCCGAUAGUUUGGAAGGUUAGCAAAUUUGGGAAGACGGGUCCGUACAGGGCUCAGUUGACCUACACGAACCAGCUUGCUUUCUCCAGAGCUCAGGACGAAAAUGGGAAGGUAAUCAGUGCUGAAACUUCUGUCACGAUCAAUACCGACCAGAAAACAACCCUGACAGAAGCAAAUGAGGUCUAUCAAUUCUCUCCCCCUCAGGCGGGAACCUCUGGCAUCCUGCAGGCCGUGAACAACACUGGGACCGUUCAAGAUAUCGCACUUGGCUUUCUCAACAAAGGAGAGCUGAUACCCACUCCCACACUUUUCUUCAGCGACGUUGGGGAUAGUAGUCGCGUCACGGCAAAGUUCACUCCGGUCCUGCAUGCCUACAUCGCGUCGGACUAUGACGAGAACUCAAUCUUACGAGGUCAAAUUGACACCCCUGCGAUCUGGUCGCAGGACCUCACCGCGCUCGUCCAGAACACGACUUGGAACCUCACGCGCGACCCGAACAGUGGACGUUACACAAUCAACCAUGCUUGA
Messenger RNA from Suillus bovinus, 642 nucleotides. RefSeq lists its product as uncharacterized. Lineage: Eukaryota; Fungi; Basidiomycota; Agaricomycetes; Boletales; Suillaceae. The transcript has 9 exons. The record is from RefSeq and is a predicted model, not a curated record. The coding region runs from base 1 to 642 and encodes 213 amino acids.